Messenger RNA from Colletotrichum gloeosporioides, 1035 nucleotides. RefSeq lists its product as uncharacterized. NCBI's taxonomy places the organism in Eukaryota, Fungi, Ascomycota, Sordariomycetes, Glomerellales, Glomerellaceae. The transcript has 6 exons. The record is from RefSeq and is a predicted model, not a curated record. The annotation marks the transcript as partial.
ACGCAGAACAUCACCUGGACUGCCUGCGACUUUCCUUUAAACGACGAAGUACAGGCUACCAAGAUCGUGCGCAUUGUCUUGUUCGCCAUUCUGCCCACGCUAUCCGUAAUCCUCCGAGUCGUCACGAAGUUUGCAAGACUUUCGCCAUGGGGCUGGGAUGACUACACCAUUCUCAUAUCAUACAUCAUUCUACUCGGAUACGUAUCGCUACACUUUUACCUCGAAAAUAAUGGAGCUGGAAAAGACCUCUGGACCUUGAACGAACGUCAGAUCAUGAAUUUCUUCAAGGCUUUCUAUGCUCUCCAAGUCCUCUACCACUCCUGUAUCGACCUGAUCAAAGCCUCUAUUCUUUUCAUGUAUCUCCGAAUCUUCCACCUGCCCGGCGAAAAGGUGCGCAUUGUUCUCUGGGCCACAUUGAUUCUCAAUAUCCUGAAUGGACUCAUCUUCAUCUUUGUUGGCCUAUUUCAAUGCCAGCCCAUAAGCCUGGCUUGGACAUUCUGGACGGGAGAGGCAACGGGGAAGUGCAUUGAUAUUGUGCAGCUCGCCCUCGCACAUGCGGGUAUCAACAUCGCCUUGGAUGUCUGGAUGCUCAUCAUACCGGCGACGCAAAUCUGGAACAUGAAUCUGGCAACAAGGAAGAAGUUUGCCAUCAUGUUCAUGUUUGGGCUCGGCUUAUUCCUUACUGUGGUGUGCUGCUAUCGCAUCACGCAGAUUUUGGAGUUCAAGAAGUACCCAUUGAAUCCGACUGUCGCCAUGAUGCCAAGUGUGAUCUGGUCCGACAUUGAGCUUUAUGUGGGAGUAUUCACAGCCUGCAUACCCAACUUGCGCCAGUUCUUUGUCAGAUUCAUUCUUGGGCAAUCAGAAAAGAAGAAGCGUCUCAGCUCGGCCCUCACAGGAAGCGCCAAUUCGAACAUGACACCCAGGAGUAAGAGGUCUACAUUAUCGCACAAUUUGAGCGAGUUUGAUGACCUGGACAACCUCGAUAUGGAUGACAUAUCGUCGCCCCAGACGCCGUCUAAGCCUCCAAACGUGUAG